AGAAAGCACAAAAUCAGUUGAAGGCAACUACCGAAAAACUAUCCCAAAUGGAGAUGACACGAGCGGACUCAGAGCUUAAUGAAAUCAGAGCUGAACGAGACAGACUGAAGUCGCAGCUGGAUGAGCUAAGCGAGAGGAGCUCGUCUGACAUUUCCCAGCUGCGCACCGAGUUGAAGAGAGUGAUGGAACAGCUCGAGUCGAGGAGUCAGCAGCUCGCGGAAACGGACGCUGAGCUCCAGCACUACCUCUCACUGCGCCCAGGACAAACCACGAGAGAGGAACUGGACGAGCUGAAAGAGAUGUUUGCGCAACUGGCCACGCACAACGAGCGCCUGGAGCAGGAGCUGAGCCACUGCCGCCAGGAGCUGGCGCAGCGCGACAAGGUCAUGACGGAGCAGGAGAACGUCCUGCGCGUCCGCGACCAGCUCAUCAGCGCCUUGCACAGCCGGGACCAACAGGAGCACGGCGGCGCGCUGUGGCCGCAGGACGUGGUGGACGGCCGGAGGCUGAUCGAGACCAACGCCACCCUGGAACGCAAGGCGGUGCGCUGCAAGGCGCAGGAGCAGUACAUCAAGCAGCUGGAGAAGCAGGUCGGGUCGAUGCAGAACGUGCGCAUCAGCAUGGAGAAGAGGAACGCCCAGCUGGAGCACCUGGUCGCCGAGUUCAGCAAGCAGGCCCUGCUCAGCGGCAAGCACUGCGUGCCGAGAUGCAACGUCGCACUCAUGUAAAAAAAAAAAACUAAAAGAAGAUUGCAUACCUGAGAUGGAAGACUCGGUAUUUUUACCCCUAAGUUCGAAGAUAUGUGAAAGAUGGUGAGGGUGGGUCGGAAGGAACUAAUAAAGUAAAAAGCCCUUGUUUUGGACACAUUUUGUUUUAUUUAAUCAGGAUGUUGCCUACAUUGAAUGGAACAGCUAGAGUAAUUCAGUUGUCAGUGUGGGUUUCUUUGUAAUAAUAGUCAAUAAGCUCUGAAGCCAAAGGCCUAUGAGUUUGGAACAUGAACAAAUGUACCAAGCAUUUGUUUGAGCAAGAAAAAUAUAUUAAAGACAGAGAAGGGUAAAGUUACUGAUUCAUAAGAGUUUCGUUAGUAGUCAGAUGAGGAAAAGACACACUUCCAAGCCUGAGCUUUCCAGACCUAUGUUCUAUGUAAGCUGACCCUGAUUCUAAAAUGUUUAUGCUCUGCUCAAAUCCCAUUCUUCUACUCCAUCACAUAAAUACUUCAAUCCACUGGGCUGGUGAGACUGGUCCCAUACACACUACUGCACCCGAUCAGAACCACUACCUGCAAUACAUAUUUUUAUUUGAUUGGGGAAGUCCCACAGACCAAACUUCAAGGAGCGCAGGAUUCAUAAUCUAGGUACCUCAAAGCUUAAAUACACAUCCUCAUAUUUUCAAACCUAUCGCACCACCUGAGCCAUUUAAAAAAUUAACUUAAAAACUUCCUUCAUAAGACGAUAGAUAUCAAUGUAUUAUUGGAGGGAACACGGUGACAAAAAAGCAGUUUGAACUCAUAAUAAUAAUAAGCACUUGUGUGCAGAUCAUCUAUAACUCUUUACAGUAUGAGGAGAUAAAAUAACAGUGUUCAACUGCGUACCAAGCUACAACAGUAGUACUGAACUGGAACGUUUGAUCCUUACAUGCACAUUGAAACUAAGUUGUAGCCAAGUUUCUUUGUUAACACAUACAAUGUUUUUUUAAUUUAAAAAUUUAUGCAUAAAGUCU
This is a messenger RNA of Frankliniella occidentalis (western flower thrips), 1719 nucleotides long. RefSeq lists its product as uncharacterized. The transcript is spliced from 6 exons. The record is from RefSeq and is a predicted model, not a curated record. The coding region runs from base 48 to 728 and encodes 226 amino acids. NCBI's taxonomy places the organism in Eukaryota, Metazoa, Arthropoda, Insecta, Thysanoptera, Thripidae.